GUGCAAUAUAAAGUUUUGCUGAAUUGAAGGUAGCAUGUCCACAUGAGUUAAUUGUUUGUGUAGGUAGGAAUAAAGUGAAACAUUCGUUGAGAUGCAAGUUUGAUAACGUUAAAAUAUUCACGAAUAUGAAUGUGUGUCAUGCAGCAAAACAGGCAAACAGUUAGCCCAUGCAACAAAAUUCGAUGAUUUUGACGGUUGACAGUUCUGCAGUGUGAAUUUCAUAGAAAUUGAUCGCAGCAAGCAUUAGCACGCGCAGGAAGGAUUUUGUGUGGAAAUCAGCGAUUUGGUGAUAUAUUCUGACCCCUGUGCGAAGCGAGCAAGCCGCGAAUUACAUCACAAUGGUACAGAAAUCGUCGGGAUUCGUUGGCUUCUUCAAAAAUAUCUACUACGAUGAGUACAAAUGGGCUCUCGUGAAAAGUGCCUCGCUGUUCAUCGUGGGCGUACGAUUUGCACAGGAAUGUGUCGGUCUGGAAUUGAUGCCAUCGGUGGCACACUAGAGCAGCAGAACUAAACAUUAGUGUUACAAUAUUAUCGCAAUAAAUCCUUGUUCCAUAAUGCCGUAUUCCUUCGUGGCGCUUUGUUUACUGUUGGUGGUUUCCGGUAGGGCCGAUCCCGGCAAGAGCGGGUACAAUUUCGUGUUAAUACUUGCAGAUGACCAAGAUAUCAUGCUGCAUGGUAUGACUCCGAUGGCAAAAACCCUCGAACAGAUCGCGAACGAAGGAAUAACCUUUGUCAACGCCUUCACAACGUCUCCAAUUUGUUGUCCUUCACGAAGUUCCAUUCUAACGGGCCAAUAUGCUCACAAUCAUAAAACAUACAACAAUUCCCUGUCCGGUGGGUGCUACGGGUCGUUUUGGAAGAAAAAGAUCGAGCCGCAGGCACUCCCUGCUUUGCUAUACAAUGCUGGGUAUGAGACAUUUUUCGCCGGCAAGUAUCUAAACGAAUAUUAUUCCGAGGCCGUUCCAUCGGGAUGGUCGCAAUGGUUCGGUUUGCAUGGAAAUUCACGCUACUACAACUUCACCGUCACCGAAAAUGGCAAGGCAGUCCACUAUUCCGAUGAAUAUUUUACUGACUAUCUGAAUUCAAAGUCGAUAGAGUUUCUGCAGAAAGUGACCGAAGGAAAGCCGUUUUUUGCGAUGAUCGCACCACCAGCACCGCACGCACCGUUUACUCCAGCACAUCGGCACGAUAAACUUUUCCCGAACGUGAAGGCAGUUCGAACACCAAAUUUCAACAUAUCGUCCAGUCCUUUGCAAAAACAUUGGCUCUUAACAAUGGAACCAUCAACGUUACCGGCGGAAUUUUCGGAUGAAAUAGACUCUAUCCAUCGCAAAAGAUGGCAAACAUUGAUGGCAGUGGAUGAUAUGGUAAAAAACAUUGUCACCGCGCUGGAGGGCAAAAAAAUGCUCGAAAAGACCUUCAUUUUCUACACUUCCGACAACGGUUUUCAUUUAGGACAAUUCUCUCAAGCGUAUGACAAACGACAACCGUAUGAAACAGAUAUUCGGGUUCCUUUGCUCGUCCGAGGCCCUUCCAUUCGUCCGAAAACGGUACAUGAAUCGGCGGUCGCGUUAAUCGACAUCGUACCAACGAUACUUCAACUAGCCAACGUGGAACUUCCGUUCUCUAUGGAUGGUCGACCAUUGCCGCUGAGCAACGAUCGAGCGGAUGUCAUUGAACGCCAAAUCUUAGUUGAAUACUGGGGAGAAGGAACCACGGACACGUACAACCCACUGUGUCCGUGGUCAGCGGAAGACAGGCUUCAGCUUUGCACCCUAGAUGCAGCGUGUCACUGCCAGGACGCAUGGAACAAUACAUUCAACUGUGUUCGUCAUCUGGCACGUGAUAUGAAUUUCGUUUACUGCGAGUUCAAAGACGAUCAGAAUUUCGUCGAAGCGUACGAUAUUGCAACUGACCUGUACCAAAUGGAUAACAUUGCAUAUGACAUUCUUCCCUCUGUUAGAGCAAAGUACAGUUUGGCACUGCAAAAUUUGUCCGCCUGUGUAGGACCUACGUGUAAUUUAAUCUACUGAUCGACGGUGGAAUGAUCGUUUGAAUGUAGCGUCUCUCUAAAUGUGGUUCUGAUUAUUAGAAUGUAGAAUCUAGCCUACCAAAAACAGAUGAACGAAUAAAAUAAUCAACAAUUAAAAAGAA
Molecule: messenger RNA, 2154 nt
Organism: Anopheles stephensi (Asian malaria mosquito)
Lineage: Eukaryota; Metazoa; Arthropoda; Insecta; Diptera; Culicidae
Product: N-acetylglucosamine-6-sulfatase-like
Exons: 8
Coding region: 555-2033 (492 amino acids)
Biological process (GO): glycosaminoglycan metabolic process
Molecular function (GO): glycosaminoglycan binding; N-acetylglucosamine-6-sulfatase activity
Source: RefSeq, a predicted model, not a curated record